AUGAAUUCAGACACCUUGAAAGCCUUCCAGAAGGAACUCACCUGCUCCAUGUGCAUGAACUACUUCCUCGACCCUGUCACCAUAGAAUGUGGGCACAGCUUUUGUCGUCCCUGCCUGCACCUCUGCUGGGACGAAACUCCAAAUCGAAAGUGCUGCCCUGAGUGCAGGGCAAUUUCAGAGAAGCCAGAUUUCAAAACUAACAUCACACUCAAGAGCCUUGCUUCCCUUGCCAGACAGGCUAGCGCUUACUAUGUCAACGGCUCUGAGGAGCAGAUCUGUGUGUCACACAAAGCACAGGGGCUCUUCAGUGAGGUUGAAAAUGACCUGCUCUGUGGGCUCUGCUCUGAAUCCCCAGAGCAUGUGGCUCACAACCACAGUCCAAUACAAUGGGCCGCGGAGGAAUACAGGGUGGAUAAUCUUCUAAAGAAAAUGGACUCUUUAUGGAAUAUGACUCAAGAAAUACAAAAUAGUCUGAAGCAGGAAACUAGCAAAAUCCAGUCAUUAGAGGAGUAUGUGGCUUUGAGAAAGGUUAUGAUCAAAGCUGAAUAUCAGAAGAUGCAUCUAUUUCUCCAUGAGGAAGAGCACCUCCAUGUGGAUGCAAUGGAGAAGGAAGCAAAGGAGAUCUUCCGUCAACUCAAAGAAAAUGAAUUCAGAAUGACCCAACAGAAAGAAGGCCUGAAACAAAUGUACAGAGAGCUGACUGAGAUAUGCCACAGGGCUGAUGUGGAACUGCUCCAGGACUUAGAAAAUGUAUUGGAAAGGACUGAAUUUGUGCAGAUGCAAAAGCCUCAGUCAGUGAAUCCAGAGCUCACUUCAUGGUGCUUCACUGGAAUCCUAGAUAUGCUGAACAACUUCAGAGUGCAUAAUGUUCUGAAUCAGGAAACCAUCAGUAACUGUAUUAGCCUUCCUGAGGAUGUCAGAAAGAUGAUAUUCGGAGAUGACCAUCACGACACGUCUGGAGAGCCCCCGAGAGUGCAGAGCUUUGCAGCAUGGGGAGCUCAGACCUUUACCUCUGGUCGGCAUUACUGGGAGAUGGAUGUGCCACACUCCUCGAACUGGAUUCUGGGAGUCUGCAAAGAUUCCUUGAUAAGCGAUACCGAUAUCACUAUUGAUUUUGAAGAAGCAUCGCUUCUAUUUUCUUUGAAGAUGAAUAACCAUUAUUUUCUCUCCACUAACCCCCCACCCUUAAUUCAGUAUGUUAAAAGGCCCCUGGGUAAGAUUGGAGUGUUUCUGGAUUAUGAUAAUGGAACCGUGAGCUUCUAUGAUGCUGAAAAAGGUUCCCUCAUAUCCAGUAUAGUUUCUUCCUCCUUCCAUUCCCCUCUGAAGCCUUUCCUCUGCCUUGGUUCCCCAUGA
Molecule: messenger RNA, 1353 nt
Organism: Pteropus alecto (black flying fox)
Lineage: Eukaryota; Metazoa; Chordata; Mammalia; Chiroptera; Pteropodidae
Product: tripartite motif-containing protein 64C
Exons: 7
Coding region: 1-1353 (450 amino acids)
Molecular function (GO): protein binding
Source: RefSeq, a predicted model, not a curated record